AUGGGCCCGCCGAUUUCGGGGUUCAUAGCCGAGGCGGUCCUGCAACGGUUAGAGUCGCUGGUCUUCCAACACCACAGACCGAAAUUCUGGGCUCGGUCUGUGGACGAUACCUUUGCCGUCAUCGAACAGGAUCAGGUGCUAACGUUCGAUGAACGUCUAAACAGCGUCUUCCCGGUCAUACAAUUCACGAUGGAGGAGGAGGAGGAGAAGGAGGAGGAGGAGGAGGAGGAGGAGGAGGAGGAGGAGGAAAAUAACUAG
Molecule: messenger RNA, 258 nt
Organism: Spirometra erinaceieuropaei
Lineage: Eukaryota; Metazoa; Platyhelminthes; Cestoda; Diphyllobothriidea; Diphyllobothriidae
Source: the annotation of a GenBank genome assembly